Molecule: messenger RNA, 1270 nt
Organism: Punica granatum (pomegranate)
Lineage: Eukaryota; Viridiplantae; Streptophyta; Magnoliopsida; Myrtales; Lythraceae
Source: RefSeq, a predicted model, not a curated record
CCUAACGCAGUCUAUCGCAUUGACCUUCUGGAAGGGAAAUGAGGACGAACGUAUGCUCCAAUGAAUUUGGUCUCUAUUCGGGAGUUGGUGGGGUGCGGGAACACGUGAAUGUAUGAGAGGGAAGACGGCGAAGCAAAUCCUGAUUCUGCUGCUGAUCGUCUUCUUAUACGGGGCUUUCUUUGAUUCUCCGCCAUCGCCAUCACCGUCACCGUCACCGUCACCGUCGUCGAGCUCGGAUCGAAGAGGAGGGAAGGUUCAGUUGCGGGAGGUUAUGGAUACGUUCUUCAUAUCUCACGGGUCGCCGACGCUGUCCAUCGACGACUCGCUGCCGGCGAGGCACUUCCUCCAGUCCUGGCAGCACAAGGUGCUGCCCGAACUCCCCACUGCCAUCCUCGUCGUCUCCGCCCAUUGGGAGACAGCCGAGCCCACCGUCAACGUCAUCGGGGGCCGCCACCCCACCAUCUAUGACUUCUACGGCUUCCCCGACCCAAUGUACAAGAUCAAGUACCCAGCACCAGGAGCCCCGGAGCUGGCCAAGAGGGUGAAGGAGGUGCUGGUCGCGGGCGGUUUCAAGCGCGUCCUCGCGGACACUGAGCGGGGGCUCGACCACGGGGCGUGGGUGCCGCUCAUGCUGAUGUACCCGGAAGCGGAUAUCCCGGUCUGCCAGCUCUCUGUACAGCCGAAUCGGGAUGGGACGUAUCAUUAUAACCUGGGAAAGGCGUUGAGGCCUCUCAGGGAGGAAGGGGUGCUCAUCUUCGGAUCGGGAAGCGCCACUCACAACUUGCGGGAUCUCCGUUUCAAGUCUGAUGGUUCUGUUGUCCCUUGGGCUCUAGAAUUUGAUACUUGGCUCAAGGAUAGCCUUCUCGAAGGAAGAUAUGAUGACAUAAAUCACUAUGAGAAGGAAGCGCCGCAUGCCAAGAAGGCUCACCCAUGGCCUGAGCACUUCUAUCCACUGCAUGUAGCAAUUGGGGCUGCUGGUGAAGAUUCCAAGGCUGAACUUAUUCACCACAGCUGGAGCCUCGGUACCCUUUCUUAUGCCUCUUACCGGUUCACAUCCACUUCCAAUUCCGCUUCCAGCUGAUUCUUGUCAUGAAGGCAGGUUUCGUUGUUAAUAAAUGUGAAUGUUGGGGACAGUUGUUCUCUGUAAAAUAGUUUAUAGAAGUUACAGAUUAUCUAAUGCACAUCUAAGCAUUCGAUUAUCCUUUGUAGAGCUGCUGUUGUAUCCUACGCUUGUCAAGUGUUGAAUUUAAUAAAUACUGUCUUCAGCCUC